This is a messenger RNA of Cyprinodon variegatus (sheepshead minnow), 6040 nucleotides long. RefSeq names its product ankyrin-1-like (gene ank1a). Gene Ontology annotation, cellular component: membrane; synapse; axon initial segment. The transcript is spliced from 29 exons. The record is from RefSeq and is a predicted model, not a curated record. NCBI's taxonomy places the organism in Eukaryota, Metazoa, Chordata, Actinopteri, Cyprinodontiformes, Cyprinodontidae. The coding region runs from base 149 to 3697 and encodes 1182 amino acids. Gene Ontology annotation, biological process: negative regulation of delayed rectifier potassium channel activity; neuronal action potential. Gene Ontology annotation, molecular function: transmembrane transporter binding.
AGGGCCAAAGAGGAACAACAGUAGGCAGCAGUGCUAGUGUUGGCCCGCAUCAGGUAGGAGACCCAGUGCCCGUCCCCUCUGCAAGACCAGUGUAACAAGAUCUGGACGCUCCAACACUGCAGAGACCUACACCAACAACAACAGCAUCAUGGCACAAGCAGCCAAACAUCUCCGCAAGAACAAGGAUUUAGAAGCCCAGUUGGAGAAGGAGGAAAAGGAGAAGGAGGAGGAGAGACUGAGAAAGAGGAGUCGCUCCAGGGAUAAAAAGCGCAAGGCUGAUGCUGGCAACAGUUUUCUCCGAGCAGCCCGAUCUGGCAACCUGGACAAGGCCUUGGAUCAUAUAAAAAAUGGCAUUGAUAUCAAUACAGCUAAUCAGAAUGGCCUCAACGGACUGCAUCUGGCCUCCAAAGAAGGCCAUGUCAAAAUGGUGCUGGAGCUGCUUCACAAUGGAAUCACACUUGAGACCACCACAAAGAAAGGGAACACCGCCCUGCACAUUGCAGCCCUGGCAGGACAGGAGCAGGUGGUCACAGAGCUCGUAAACUAUGGGGCCAAUGUCAAUGCUCAGUCUCAGAAGGGCUUCACUCCACUAUACAUGGCCGCACAAGAAAACCAUCUAGAGGUUGUGAAGUUUCUUCUGGAGAAUGGAGCCAAUCAGAGCAUUCCAACAGAGGAUGGAUUCACGCCUCUUGCUGUGGCUCUUCAGCAGGGGCAUGAGAAUGUCGUAGCCCUACUCAUUAACUAUGGCACCAAGGGGAAGGUCCGGCUGCCAGCUCUGCACAUUGCAGCACGAAACGAUGAUACACGCACAGCUGCAGUGCUUCUGCAGAAUGACCCUAACCCUGAUGUCCUCAGCAAGACUGGAUUUACACCCCUCCACAUUGCUGCACACUAUGAGAACCUGAACGUGGCACAAUUGUUGCUAAAUCGAGGAGCAAACGUCAACUUCACCCCAAAGAAUGGCAUCACCCCUCUGCACAUUGCUUCUAGACGAGGAAAUGUGAUCAUGGUCCGACUCCUGCUGGACCGGGGGGCGCAGAUUGAUGCUAAGACCAAGGAUGAGUUAACUCCUUUGCAUUGCGCUGCCAGAAAUGGACAUGUCAGAAUUAUUGAGAUCCUGCUUGACCAUGGGGCUCCAAUCCAGGCAAAGACAAAGAACGGUCUGUCUCCUAUCCACAUGGCAGCACAGGGGGACCACAUGGACUGUGUCAAGCAGCUCCUGCAGUACAACGCAGAGAUUGAUGAUAUAACAUUGGACCACCUCACCCCGCUGCAUGUAGCAGCACACUGCGGGCACCACCGCAUGGCCAAAGUACUGCUAGACAAAGGAGCCAAACCCAACUCCAGGGCUCUGAAUGGCUUCACGCCUCUGCACAUUGCCUGUAAAAAGAACCACAUGCGUGUGAUGGACCUCUUGCUCAAACAAUCAGCAUCAUUAGAGGCUGUGACUGAAUCAGGCCUUACGCCCUUGCAUGUUGCAUCCUUUAUGGGUCAUCUUAAUAUUGUGAAGAUCCUACUUCAGAAGGGAGCUUCUCCCAGCGUCUCCAAUGUGAAAGUAGAGACUCCUCUCCACAUGGCAUCUCGGGCAGGUCACUUUGAAGUGGCAGAGUUUUUACUGCAGAAUUCAGCUCCGGUCGACGCAAAGGCAAAGGAUGAUCAAACUCCUCUGCACUGUGCUGCUCGGAUGGGUCACAAAGAGCUGGUUAAGCUUCUGCUUGACCACAAAGCCAAUCCUAACUCUACCACCACAGCUGGACACACGCCUCUGCACAUAGCUGCCCGAGAAGGUCACGCACAAACUGUACGCAUCCUCCUGGACAUGGAGGCUCAACAGACCAAAAUGACCAAAAAAGGCUUCACUCCACUGCAUGUUGCUUCCAAAUACGGUAAGGUGGAUGUGGCAGAGCUGCUGCUUGAGAGAGGAGCAAACCCUAAUGCAGCUGGAAAGAAUGGUCUGACCCCGCUUCAUGUUGCUGUACAUCACAACAACCUGGAUGUUGUUAACUUGCUUGUCAGCAAAGGAGGCUCACCACACAGUGCUGCCAGGAAUGGCUACACUGCCCUCCACAUUGCAUCCAAGCAGAACCAAGUCGAGGUAGCCAACAGCUUGCUGCAGUAUGGAGCUUCAGCCAACGCUGAGUCACUGCAGGGCGUCACGCCUCUCCACCUCGCCUCCCAGGAAGGAAGGCCUGACAUGGUUUCUCUACUUAUCUCCAAACAGGCCAACGUCAACCUGGGCAACAAGAGUGGAUUAACUCCUUUGCACCUGGUGGCACAGGAGGGACAUGUAGGCAUUGCUGAUAUUUUAGUGAAGCAAGGAGCGUCGGUGUACGCCGCCACAAGGAUGGGAUACACCCCUCUGCAUGUAGCAUCUCAUUAUGGUAACAUCAAGAUGGUGAAGUUCCUUCUACAGCAACAGGCCAAUGUUAACAGCAAAACAAGGCUUGGUUACACUCCUUUGCACCAGGCAGCGCAGCAAGGACACACAGACAUUGUGACAUUAUUGCUGAAACAUGGAGCCCAACCCAACGAGAUCACUACCCAUGGCAUGUCAGCGCUGGCCAUUGCAAAAAGGUUGGGAUACAUCUCUGUGAUUGACGUCUUGAAGCUCGUCACUGAGGAGACCGUUUCAAUGACGACUACAGAGAAGCAUCGCAUGAGUUUUCCAGAAACUGUGGAUGAGAUAUUAGACGUGUCUGAGGAUGAAGGAAUUGCGCAGCUAACUUUAGGAGAGGAGCUCUUGGGGACAGAAGGGGCCAGGUACAUGAAGAUGGAUGACAUGAAAGACCAUGAUGACGAUUUCCUCUCCCCCAAGAAAUCACUGGAGUACGAGAGAGGGCUGGGCACAGCAAAUUACUCACCUGCCAUUCCCAGGAUCCCUCGUGUCUCCCCAGAGACUGUACAUCUGAGAGAACACGAGAUAGAGCAGCAACACACGCCGCUUCCACUACCCAAAGAGUACGACGACGAUUCACUGAUUCCCAGCAGUCCAGCAACUGAGACGUCUGACAAUGUCAGCCCGGUCGCCAGUCCCAUCCACACAGGGUUUCUGGUCAGUUUUAUGGUGGAUGCUCGAGGCGGUUCAAUGCGAGGCAGCAGGCAUAAUGGUCUGCGUGUCAUCAUACCUCCACGGACGUGUGCGGCACCCACUCGCAUUACCUGCCGCCUGGUGAAGCCGCAGAAGCUGACCAGCCCCCCACCUCUGGUGGAGGGAGAGGGGCUGGCCAGCAGGAUCAUUUCUCUAGGUCCAGCGGGGAUGCAGUUUCUGGGACCGGUGAUUGUGGAGAUCCCCCACUUUGCUGCUCUGGGUCGGGGAGACAGAGAGCUUGUUGUGCUCAGAAGCGAGAACGGAUCUGUCUGGAAGGAGCACCGCAACCGGUAUGGUGAUGAGGUUCUGGAAACAAUCCUGAAUGGAAUGGAUGAGGAACUGGAAAGUCAAGAGGAACUUAGCAAGAAGCGAAUCCGUCGCAUCAUUUCUACUGACUUCCCCCUUUACUUUGCGGUUGUGUCGAGAGUCCAACAAGAGAGUGACCUGAUUGGUCCAGAGGGAGGUUCGCUUACCAGUAAACUGGUCCCAAUGGUGCAGGCCACGUUUCCUGAGACGGCAGUUACCAAAAGAGUCCGUCUCGGGCUGCAGGUGAGAUGGGACGAUGAGGAAGAAGUAGAGGAGAGGAGAGACAAAAUUGCUAAUGCUUGAAAUAAAGCAUGUUACGUUUACUUUGGUUCACCACAAAUUCAUGUCAUGUGCCAAGCUUGUUCUGUUGUUUUUAGUCAUGUUGGAGGACCUUUUUGCCUUUUAUUUUUCAUUUUGCAUGCACCUGUCACCUUUAUCAGCCUUUUGAAAAAAAAAUUAUUUCCCGUUCUCCUUAAGUAUUUAUGUCCUUGACAAAGCCUGUACAUUGAAUAUUUAACACAUUUAUUUGAGAUGCCUAAGAAUUUGUAUCUGUUUGCUUUUUUUUUUUUUUUGCUGGAAAGGCUGUGUUUUUGUGUAUUUUUUCAGUUUUAACUGUGCUUGAAAGUUUUAUUUCAAAAGAAAAGAAAUGUUUUGCUGCACAAAAAGGUUUUCAACCUGUGGACCACUCAUCCAGCUCAACAACUGACAGUUUAUAGGAAAAGCACUAUCCAACUAGUGAUAAACUCCAACUUCUUGCUUUAUAUAAACCUUAACUUUCUUUGCCCUCACUGUUUGUCAGUUCAGAAUUUUAUUUCUAAAAAAAUUGAUUGAAAGGAGUGAUGUAAGUGUUAGAUUACAUUUAAACUUUGAAAUCAUAUCUAGUUAAAGGAUAUAGCUAUAAAUCUCUUAAACAAUAGAAAAAAGUCCCUUAAUUGUCCCACACUGGAGAAAUUGUGGUAAAACUAUUUUGACAUAGUGCCAUUUUUUUAAUGUUAUAAUUAUUGGCUCAAUACUUGUUUUGCUCUUUUAGGGUUAAGUUUCGUUUAAAUUCCAUUCUUAGGUUUACAACCAAGAACCAUAAUAAUAUGUAGCUGGUAUUAUUAGGUAAAUUAUACCCCUGAUGAACAACAGGACAUAUAAUAAUACACUGGUAUAAUUUAUCUAAGUCAAGAUUUGGACACAAUAAAUCAAUAAUUUAGUAGGAUUUAACAACACAUUUAGCUGAAUAAUACUUAAAAUAAAAGUUUUCUACUAUUUAUCUCUGAUAUCAUUGUUGCAGUAUUCUGAUAUCUUUACAUAACUGGUUCAUGUGAUUAUCUAAAGGUACUAAUGCAUACUCUGCCUCAGGUUGGGGUGUGAACAUUGAACUGUGCAGCAUUUCUCUUCUUUUUCAGUCAUUUCCUUUUAGAUUUGCAGUCAUCUAGCAUUUUUUCAUUUUGCAUGUUUUUUUUUUGUUUUUUUUUAAACCAAGCGUAUGCUCUCUUGAAAUUUUGGAAUAUAAAGGAGUUCUUAUUUUUGACCAAAACUCUGGAUUGUGCACAACAUUGUGCCUCCAAAAUAAUCAACCUCAACUUAAGUGGUUGACAGUUACUUACAGCAAUUAUUUACAAUGUACUGUCUGGUUUUCGACAAAUAUACUUUUGAUUUGUCCUUUAAAUAAUUUGUUUUUUCUAAAGAUUCAGUUAAGUACUGUGAUCCUCCAAGAACUUUAUCUUUUAACACCUAAAUCAAGUUUUGAAAACCCUCAAGUACAACUUCAUUUAUCUUAUUGUACAAAAAAAGUGCUAAACAAAUGUCCACUUUAAUGGAGAAAGUCAAUAGAAAUGAUCUCUGCUGUGAGUCUCUCAUUUUGGGGGCUCAGACGUUUUUAAAGUUGUCCGUAAAACCUUAUUCAAAUUCACACUAAUUGUGAAAUGUACGUCUUCGGCAGUAAAGGGAUGUUUUCAUUCAUCUGAAUUACUUUGAAAGCAUGAUUAUUCCUUUAUUCACAUGCUCCAAAUAACUAAUUACAUACAUUUCAUUAAUAAAGUAGAUUGAUUCAUAAGGUGCCUUUCUAUUUAAGCAUUUUGAAUGUACUGUUAAGGACCACACAAUUUGUGUUUUUGAAUUGAUUUCUGAAGCCACAAAUAUCUGACCUGUGUCCUUUUGGUCAUUAUACCAUCUUUCCUAUGUAGCAAAUUUAUUUUUGUAUGGUUACCAAAUUGGUUUUAAGUAGUUUAGUUAGAAGUUAAUUCCACAUUUAUAAUAUUUUCAUCUUUUAAGAGAAACUUAAAAUAUCAAAACAGGUAAUGACAUGUUAGAUUAACUGUUAAAUGUAUGUUUAGGAUCCUCGGAUUUCAAAAGCACAUAUAGUUUAAUCUAUGUAAAGACCAAGAUGCCUUACAGAUAUUUUUGCCAUCAUGCUGUAACCUGUGAUACUGAAUGUAGAAGGAGACGAAAAAGAGAUUGUUUUAUGAUUCACUUUUUUUCAUUAAAAGAAAGAAUUCCUUUAUGAUGUUAAGAAAUCCAUUUAUCUAUAGCUAUAGCUAUAAUGUUAUUGUAGAGAAAAUCAAUAGGUCUAAGAAACCAAGUUGCCUUAUUUGUUGAUAUCCCUUUUUGUAUUAAUGAUUGUAAGACCUUGUUAACACCCAUUCUUAUAAUAAAAAU